AUGGUCGCAGAGUGCGCUGGAGGUUUCUCGACUUAUGGUGGAGGCUGCCCUGCGUUAAAGCAAGUUUCGUCAUUAACUCUACCAGAGCCGCGCGCACCCUCCGGGAAAUCGGGAGACAUAUAUGGAAGGCCCAGAUUAAACUACCGAGUGGGCAGUUGUGACGGUAGUAAGUCAAAAAGUUUUUUUGCUAACAACGGGAGCAGGGAGGCCAUCCUCCAGGAUCAUGGUAUUCCACCUCCCGUUUCUUCUUCCCUGUUCAAAGUGAAGGCGGACACACUCUCGAUGGUGACAAACCUUGUGCAACCGUCGCCACCCGAAGUGCCAUGCCCAAGACGUGCUCGAUCCGCUAUGUCCACUUCAUAUGGCCGGUGCUCUCCACAGACAGUUGACCGUCUGCCCCGCCCUGGCACAGGCCGAUGUUCCUCGUCGGUUGGGUGCUCGAAGAAACGCCUUUUGGUCCCCCCUCCAGACGGGGAAGAUGUGGGAAAGCUCGUUGUUGUGCUUGACCUCGAUGAGACCCUCGUGUAUUCACGCGAAGGUACUAUCGUGCCGAGGCCUGGCUCACAGCGGCUCUUUGAUGUGCUGCGCGGCCGUUGUGAGGUGCUUGUGUGGACGGCGGGUGAGAGGCUGUAUGCGAUGGAGGUGCUACGGAUGAUUGACCCUGCUAGUUGUAUUAAGCACUGCGUUUACCGGAGCAAAAAGUGGUGGACAGAAGGCCCGGGUUGUGUAAAGGACUUGACUAGCCUCGGUAGGCCUCUGGAUCGUGUUAUACUAAUCGACAACAUGUCCGAGUGUUUAAGGGCAAACCCUCGGAAUGGGCUUCUCGUCACAGACUUCAUGGGGUUGAAACAGAUGGGAGCGAAGCUGGACACAACCCUCUACGUUAUUGCUGAUGUAAUCGAUGAGGUGCUGCGCUCUUCUAAAGUUUCAAUAGAAUCUUUCCAUGCCCAUCCACAGCUUCAACGAAGACUCAUUAAGUGUAGCGCUGGGGGAUCCAUUGAAGUUUUGACACUGAGACAGGAUCGAUGUGAAAGCUUCAGGCGACCGCAGCGGAAGCCAACUACCGCACAGCAGUGGCAGAGACUUAUACCAUAG
Messenger RNA from Trypanosoma brucei brucei TREU927, 1095 nucleotides. RefSeq lists its product as hypothetical. Lineage: Eukaryota; Euglenozoa; Kinetoplastea; Trypanosomatida; Trypanosomatidae. The coding region runs from base 1 to 1095 and encodes 364 amino acids. Gene Ontology annotation, molecular function: phosphoprotein phosphatase activity. The record is from RefSeq and is a predicted model, not a curated record. The transcript has a single exon.